CCGUUCACGUUGACAUAGGUGCAGUCAUGGCGCAAAAUGCCGACCGUCUGGAUGGAAGAGCGCACCAUUAGCGUCUGUCAUGUCGCCAUCAACGAAGGGCUCAAGAAGUUUGAUUUUUUUCCCCUCUUGUCGGAGUGGAGGUCAGCAUGGCACAAAGUUGGGGAGGUGAGUCGAGCGUGCAAGCUGCACUGUUAGAGACUUUUUACGAACGACCUUGCCGGUAUUUCGCGGCUGCCGUGUGCCAGGGCUACUCGAUAGGAAGAAAGAAUGACAGCUGCUUGCCCCAUCGCCUCUCUCUCGCGAUUGUGAAGCUGCCUCAAGCUCCAGCAACACGCGCACCAAGUCAAAUGCCUUCGAGUGACGUCUUGAAACAACUUGGUCGAGAGAGCUGAAAGCGCUUUCGCUGCUGCAUCUGCUGCUGUACGUCAAGCUUCAAGACAAGAGGCUGCAACACCAGACACCUCGUCACUUCGAUCAUUUGCUCUACACUUACAAAGUCAAGUUGCACAAUCGCGACACCUGCGCAGAAAGGCCUGCGGAGACCGCACCACAUUGACUCGAACGAGGCUGC
Molecule: messenger RNA, 571 nt
Organism: Ceraceosorus bombacis
Lineage: Eukaryota; Fungi; Basidiomycota; Exobasidiomycetes; Ceraceosorales; Ceraceosoraceae
Source: the annotation of a GenBank genome assembly